GAACACUGGAUGUGUAUUAAAAUAAAUAAAUAAAAAAGGCCUUGAAAUGUUUGUAAAUUUAUUUUAGAAUUUUCAAACAGUUCUCAACAUUUUGUACGCCAAGGGAAAUAUUCAAAAUUAUAUAUUGUAUAACAUGGUCAAUGAGUGGGAUCAACCUUUGCCAUCCUCUUCAGAGGAAGAUGACCCGACUGAUGACCAGACAUUUGAAGAACAUCGUUAUAAUGAAAAUAUGAAUAAAUUAAAAUCCUAUGUCGAUAGAAUGUCUUAUAUGCCAGUUAAAGCACCCAACGCAAGUCCAUAUACGGAGAAUUUGGCCAGACCAAAGAAGACGAAUAUCAUCCAAACAGCUGAGGAGUUUGCAAAUGUUGUUGAGCCCCCUGAACGAGGCCAACGUUUAAAACAUUUAGCUGACAAAUUUUGUACAAUUACUACGGAGGAAUUGGAAAAAUGCAUACGCCAACAGAAAGCCAAAGAUACACAAAGGGGCGACAUACAAAAAAGGAAACAAGAAAUAUACUAUAACAUGCUAAGCAAAUUGGAGCGUCAAUCUCGCUUGCAAUACUUAAAUGUUGUUGUCAACAAGUUUGGCGAUUUUAUUGCAAAAUUGGCAACUACAAUGCGUAUUCCAGCCACACUUGUGGAUCCAUAUGCUCGCAUGCAGCGUGGCAUAUUCUGUAACAUUUUAUUGGCCCUUGGAGUCCAACCGAGUAGUCAAGCUGCAAUUUACUAUAACACCAGCGAGGGCAAUGAAUAUGAAGUUUACCACAGGCUGUCACAUGCUCUGCUCAGCUUAAUAAUAAAAGCCUUGGACUCGGCUUCAACUCGUCGAGCCGACUAUAGUCAGCCCAUAAAAGUCGAUUUUGACGUGGACAAUUAUAUAAAAGAGCGUUUAAUGUGUGCUGCUGAGAAGAAAAUUCAAGCAGAAAUUACCAAAGAAACGGAAAAGUCGGUAGAUGAAAAAUUACGAAAUUUAAGAACUACUGUAUACAGUAGAUGUCAAAAUGUCACAUAUAGUCCAUGUAAAUAGUAAAAACUGAAUGAGCCCCAUAAUAAAAUUCCUCAAUUCCGUUCCUUAACUUUAUGCCGUACAAAUAAAUCUCAGAUUUCUUGAGAAAACUAAACAUAA
Molecule: messenger RNA, 1126 nt
Organism: Musca domestica (house fly)
Lineage: Eukaryota; Metazoa; Arthropoda; Insecta; Diptera; Muscidae
Exons: 2
Coding region: 134-1027 (297 amino acids)
Source: RefSeq, a predicted model, not a curated record